This is a messenger RNA of Colletotrichum aenigma, 519 nucleotides long. RefSeq lists its product as uncharacterized. The record is from RefSeq and is a predicted model, not a curated record. The transcript is spliced from 2 exons. Bases 1 to 519 code for a protein of 172 amino acids. Lineage: Eukaryota; Fungi; Ascomycota; Sordariomycetes; Glomerellales; Glomerellaceae.
AUGGAAAAGGGCCCUAUUCUCCCGACCCAUGUGUCGGCCCCGACCUCAAACAACCGUUGCAAUGGGCGUCGCUCUGCCUUUGGCGCAGUCGUUAUCUCCUUGGUCUUUUGUGCCUUGGUUGUUGAAGUCUUAAGAAUUGACAGUCUUUUGUCAUCGAUCAACAACAACGUAAUCGUCCUUGGAAACCAUAGGAGCCCACAAGCGAUGCUCGCUGUCAACGAAGAAAGCUCGAGUCUCCGCAUUCGCACCGACAACGUCGAAGCCCUUGUCUCUACCGAUGGCCGUUCUGGAUACAAUAAGCGGGAAGAGACAGAUGGAAGAUCUGGAUACAACAGUGUUGAAGAGGGCACUGUUACCACUGACGGCCGAUCUGGUUACAACCGUCGAAAUGACAACGGAGACACAGUUGUUACCACAGAUGGACGCUCUGGGUAUAACAAGCGUGAGGAAGACGGUCGGUCUGGGUACAACAAGGCUGCAGAGACAGACGGCCGUUCGGGUUACAACCGUGCAAUUUGA